AUAAGAUAUAUAUUUUCACAUUCUUCAAUUUAAAUAAUUAAAAGUUAAUACUAAUCCAAACCGACAAUGUGUGAUGGAACGAAUUUGAUUCUAUGCUACAACCACGGGUGUGCUGAGAAAUUCGAUCAAGCCAAUAAUACUGAAGAUUCUUGCGUGUAUCAUCCAGGUAACCCUUUUUUUCAUAACGCCUACAAGGGAUGGUCAUGCUGUAAAAAGGAAUCUACCGAUUUUACUGAAUUUCUUAAUAUUAAGGGCUGCACAAAGGGUUACCACAGCGGUAAAAAGCCAAAAGAGCCCGAAAAACUUGAUGUCAUUGAAUAUCAAGCCCCAAAACCUGUUUCGUUACCAAGACCGUCAGCUAAUUUGCCAUUGAUAAAUAUUAAACCGGUCAUAUCCUCUACUUACUUACAACAAAGGACAGCUACUUCUAUAAACAAUUCCAAUGGAAAAAGUUUAACUGAUAUUUCGAUUGGUACUAUGUGUAAAAACAAUGGCUGCAAACAGGCCUAUGAAGGUGCUGGAAAAGGGAUUAUUUUUUGUGACCAUCAUCCUGGUACACCUAUAUUCCAUGAGGGUAUGAAAUAUUGGUCCUGUUGUAAAAAGAAAACGUCAGAUUUCCAUACAUUUUUAGAACAAAUUGGGUGUUUUAAAGGAAAACAUUGUUGGAUUAAAGAAAAGAAAAUUCAAGGACAGUCUAACUGCCGUUUAGACUGGCAUCAGAGUGGACCUUGGGUUGUAAUAUCAAUCUUUGCCAAGAAAUAUGACCCAAACAAUUCAUUUGUGAAAUUGUCUCCAGUAAAACUGUCUGUGGAACUAUACUUUCCGUUUGACAAAUCUGUGUUUUCUAAAAACAUGGAACUUUAUGGGAUUGUCGACGUGAAUGCAAGUUGUGUGUCCAUGUUGCCUAUAAAAGUUGAAAUAAAACUUAAAAAAGCAGAAGCAGUGUCAUGGGGUGUAUUGGAAUAUCGAAAGCGUAAACUUUCAAAUGGUACAAAACAAACUUCAGGAACAAAUGACGAACAUAAAAAAUUCAAAUGUCUUUGUUGAAAGUGUUGACUUUGGUGUAUUCAAAUAUAUAGUAGUUUAAGUAUUGAAUAUUUCCCAAUUUCAACCAAAUCAUAGGCAUACAACAUAUUCACUAGUAAACCAUUAAGCUAAAAAUAUUUAAACGAGAACAAAAAUUCUAGGUACCAAAUUUACUGUUUCAUUAUAAAUAAUAACAUAAAAUAUAACUUAUCAAAAUUCAUUGAUUUUAUAUUUUCAAUUUCAUAUCUUUGAGAUGAUGAACUAAUGACAUUUAAAGUUAUAUGUAUAAUAAAAAAAAACUAUUAUUGCACAUAUAAACUACUUAAAAAUACAUCACGCUUACGUAAAUAGAAAAUAGGUAAUAUUAUACUAAUAUAGAAAUUUUUAUCUAAUAAAUCUUUUAUAAAUUCACUUUCUUGCCCUUAGAAUGUAGCAAAUAUUGAUACCAUUACCAUAGGUUAUUGUCCAUAAAUAACAUGUAUACUAAAAUAGUAAAUAGAGUAGAUAUGUAUAAUUAAAAUUGAAAUUAUCAUAUUAUAUUCGUAUUAUUAUUUAUUAUAAGUUAUAACACACACGCGACAGGCACAACCACUCAACUUUCAACUAAUUAGUUUUCAAGACUUAACACUCAAGAGAAUGUAAACACUGUAACACAAAAUAUUUUAUAUUAUUAAUUGAUAAUAUUUGAUAUUAUACAUAGACGAGGUUCCCAUUUAUGAUAUAUCCAUCACAAUGUAAUUACAAAAAAUUAUUUUCACAUUGAUUUAAAAUAACUCCCUGUUACAAUAAAUUAUAAUAUGAGUAGGCUGUUGAUUAUUGUAUACAUUUAAGAAGACUAUUUCUUGGCCCCCAUUUAUUAUUAAGCCAUGGUAAUGAUUUUAUAAUAUUAUCAAAUCAAUUACUCGUAGUGUAAUAAUGGUACUCCAUAGACUAUUAACAAUAACUUUUAAAACAACAGUAUAAUUAUAGUAUAACCAUUUCAUUUUAAGCUUAACCCUUAUAUGUAGAUUUUUAUUAUAAAAUAUAGGUGAUUAUAACUAUUCUAAAAUGUGAUAAAAUACUAAAAACCAAUUUUUAUUAUGGAGGCUCUGAUAAAUCGAUAAAUAUAAAUCGGGAACCUUAAUGUUUCACUUUGCUUACUUACCCGCUAGUUGUGCCAUUGCACAUGCAAGCAAUUGUUUAAAAAAGAAAUAUACCAAUACAGAAAGCAUUAACCCACUUUUAUUAUUUUUAAGUUAUUCCAUUAUUUUUUAAAUUUAAUUCUUAAACUUAAGUAAAAAUGUUGUAGAAGUGAUGUAAUAAGUUUUUAUUUUGUUUCAAUAUUAUUAAGAUAUUUAUAUUAUAUAAUAUACAUAUUACUAUGUAUAAUAGCCUUAUUAUUCAAAAAUAUGAUUUUUGGCUUUCUU
Messenger RNA from Metopolophium dirhodum (rose-grain aphid), 2432 nucleotides. RefSeq names its product cysteine and histidine-rich domain-containing protein morgana-like. Bases 67 to 1047 code for a protein of 326 amino acids. The record is from RefSeq and is a predicted model, not a curated record. The transcript is spliced from 6 exons. Lineage: Eukaryota; Metazoa; Arthropoda; Insecta; Hemiptera; Aphididae.